AUGUCUGUACCGCCGCGGGAAACCUCUCCACAUUCGCCUGUCUCGGGCAACUCGUCUCAUUCGCCUCUGGCGAGCGAGACCAGUCUCUAUGGAACUCGUGAACAGCAAGCCUAUGGCUACGAAGAGAAGAACGAUAACGCGGAGAGCCAGCAGUCCUUGCUCUACCGUCAGCAACCCAGUCCAUUUAACGCCCCCUUUGAUGACCCUUAUGCCUCGUCCGAUUCCCUUCGUCGCUACACACUCCAGGAUCCCGGUGUCACCAUCUUCCCUGAUGGCCCAUAUCAAGAGUCAGCCGCUGGGUUGAACCGCCGCUCCGCCGUCGGAUCACCCAUGUCAGAGACUCCGUCAGAAGCCUGGCAAAAUCGACAGGCGCCGAGCUCCGGGGACUGCGCCGCUAUGCCACCCGGUUCGGUUUUGAGUGUGGACUACCCGGUUCCAAGUGCAAUUCAGAAUGCGAUCCAGAAGGAAUAUCGGGAGUCAGAGGAAGGAUUCCCGGAAGAAUUCACCCACUUGCGCUAUACCGCGGCCACUUGUGAUCCCGACGAGUUCACCCUACGGAACGGAUACAACCUGCGACCGGCUAUGUACAACAGACACACAGAGCUUCUGAUUGCGGUUACUUAUUACAACGAAGACAAAGUUCUGACAGCCCGGACAUUGCACGGUGUUAUGCAGAAUAUCCGGGAUAUCGUCAACCUGAAAAAGUCCGAAUUUUGGAACAAGGGUGGUCCGGCCUGGCAAAAGAUUGUUUGCUGCUUGGUAUUCGAUGGAAUUGACCCUUGUGACAAAAACACUCUGGACAUGCUGGCAACAAUCGGUAUCUAUCAAGAUGGUAUCAUGAAGCGUUCCGUCGACGGACGGGAAACUGUUGCCCAUAUCUUCGAAUACACCACACAACUUUCAGUGACCGCCAACCAGCAACUGAUCCGGCCUCAGGGUAACGAGUCAACCAACCUUCCCCCCGUCCAGAUGAUCUUCUGUCUCAAGCAAAAGAACUCCAAAAAGAUCAACUCUCACCGCUGGCUAUUCAACGGCUUCAGUCGCAUCCUUAACCCCGAGGUAGUGAUUCUGAUCGAUGCCGGCACUAAACCCGGAAAGAAAUCGCUUCUUGCUCUAUGGGAAUCCUUCUACAACGAUAAGAACCUAGGUGGAUCAUGUGGCGAGAUUCACGCUAUGUUAGGAAAAGGAUGGAAGAACCUAAUGAAUCCUCUUGUCGCCGCGCAGAACUUCGAGUACAAAAUUUCCAACAUCCUCGACAAGCCGCUAGAGAGUGCUUUCGGUUACGUCAGUGUGUUACCGGGUGCCUUCUCUGCGUACCGUUAUCGCGCAAUUAUGGGUCGUCCCCUCGAGCAGUACUUCCACGGUGACCACACUCUCUCGAAGCAACUAGGCAAGAAGGGUAUCGAAGGCAUGAAUAUCUUCAAAAAAAACAUGUUCCUUGCCGAGGAUCGUAUUCUAUGUUUCGAACUUGUCGCCAAAGCUGGUUUCAAAUGGCAUUUGACCUAUGUUAAGGCGUCUAAGGGUGAGACUGACGUACCAGAGGGCGCAGCUGAAUUCAUCAGUCAACGUCGUCGAUGGUUGAACGGUUCAUUCGCUGCUAGUUUAUAUGCCAUGAUGCAUUUCGGACGUAUCUACAAGAGUGGGCAUAACAUUCUGCGGCUGUUCUUCCUGCAUAUCCAAAUGAUGUACAACUUUGCCGGUCUUGUCAUGACCUGGUUCUCUCUUGCUUCGUUCUGGCUGACCACUUCGGUUAUCAUGGAUCUUGUCGGAACACCUAGUUCCGCCAACAAAAAUAAGGGAUGGCCCUUCGGUAAUGAGGCUUCUCCAAUUGUGAACAACUUCUUGAAGUAUGGCUAUGUUUUCUUCUUGAUGCUGCAAUUCAUUCUGGCGCUAGGAAAUAGACCUAAAGGUUCUCGUUUGGCCUACACGCUCUCGUUUGUCUACUUCAGUAUCGUUCAAACCUAUAUCAUGGUCCUUUCAUUCUAUCUCGUCAAGAAUGCCUUUACUGGAGGUACCCUUGAUUUCUCCCUGGACGAUGGUGUUGGGGCAUUCCUUUCAUCAUUCUUUAGUUCCAGCGGUGCUGGUAUUGUUCUGAUCGCCUUGGUCUCUACCUAUGGUAUUUACUUCAUCGCCAGUUUCUUGUACAUGGACCCUUGGCACAUGUUCACAUCUUCCUGGGCGUACUUUGCUGGUAUGACUUGCUCUAUCAACAUUUUGAUGGUUUACGCUUUCUGUAACUGGCAUGACGUUUCUUGGGGUACUAAGGGAUCAGACAAGGGUGACUCGCUUCCAGUUGUUGAGACUAAGAAGGACGAUGCCAAGUCGAACUUCAUUGAAGAAGUUGAUAAGCCGCAAGCCGAUAUUGACAGUCAGUUUGAAGCGACGGUUAAACGUGCCUUGGAACCAUAUGUGGAGCCAGAAGAGCAAGAUGAACGAAGCAUGGACGACGGUUAUAAGGCUUUCCGAACCAACCUGGUGUUGAUCUGGAUCUUCAGUAACCUGAUUCUCGCGCUGUGCAUCACUAGUGAAGGCAUCACUCGUUUCUGUCUUACGAACACAUCUACAGUUCGUACCUCCAAAUAUUUCGCUGCCAUUCUGUGGACGACCGCCGGCCUGUCGAUUUUCCGCUUCAUUGGAUCUUUGUGGUUCUUGGGCAAGUCUGGUAUUUUGUGCUGUGUUUCCCGACGCUAG
Messenger RNA from Penicillium nucicola, 2691 nucleotides. RefSeq lists its product as uncharacterized. The record is from RefSeq and is a predicted model, not a curated record. Gene Ontology annotation, cellular component: cell periphery; cell septum. Gene Ontology annotation, molecular function: chitin synthase activity. Lineage: Eukaryota; Fungi; Ascomycota; Eurotiomycetes; Eurotiales; Aspergillaceae. The transcript has 7 exons. Bases 1 to 2691 code for a protein of 896 amino acids.